Molecule: messenger RNA, 3962 nt
Organism: Heterobilharzia americana
Lineage: Eukaryota; Metazoa; Platyhelminthes; Trematoda; Strigeidida; Schistosomatidae
Source: the annotation of a GenBank genome assembly
UUUUACAUUCUGUUAAGAUGAGUGACCCAGCGGCUGCACGUAUUUUGUCGUUCAAGAAUGCAGGGAAAAGCGCAGAUGUAAAUAAGACUAAGUGUAACCUUACCUUUUACUGUAGGAAAUGCGACGCCGUCGCCAAGAAGGCCAAGUGGAGCUUCGGAAGACCAAACGCGAAGAGACGCUGCAGAAGAAAAGAAAUAUCCCAGGUUUAGUUAGUGAACCACCAGCAGCUGGUGAUCCAGUUGAAGCGGAAGUUGAAACGACAGGGAAGUCCACUUUGUUGAACCUAGAAGCCAUCGUGGCAAAUGCUUCAAAUGAGGAUCCUGCUGUCAGGCUUCUUGUCGUACAGUCUGCUCGGAAGCUUCUUUCUAGCGAUCGAAACCCACCAAUCGAUGAGCUUAUUAACGCCGGUAUGCUGUCGAAAUUGGUAUCAUGUCUAACCAGUGAAGAUCCUAACCUCCAAUUCGAAGCUGCAUGGGCUCUGACAAAUAUCGCAUCUGGUACAUCUUCCCAGACUCUGGCUGUCGUUCAUGCAGGAGCCGUCCCACUGUUUCUCAAGUUGCUGUCUUCUUCGCAUCCUAAUGUCUGCGAACAAGCUGUUUGGGCACUGGGCAACAUUAUCGGAGAUGGUCCUGGUUUGCGUGAUUAUGUUAUCCAAUUGGACGUAAUAAAACCUUUACUAAAGCUGUUAACGCCAAACAUACCGUUAAACUUCCUUCGCAAUGUCACUUGGGUCAUGGUCAACUUGUGUCGCAAUAAGGAUCCACCUCCACCUGCUUCAGCUAUAAGGGAGUUGCUCCCAGCCUUAUUAUACCUAAUAAAACACACUGAUGACAGUAUUUUAGUCGAUACUGUUUGGGCUAUAUCUUAUUUGACUGAUGGAGGAAGUGAUCAGAUAGAAAUGGUUAUAAAUGCGGAGAUCGUACCCCAUCUAGUCCCAUUACUGUCACACUCGAGCUUCAAGGUGCAAACUGCAGCGCUGCGUGCUGUCGGCAAUAUAGUUACAGGUUCAGAUCAGCAAACACAAGUUGUUCUGGAUUGUGGAGCUCUGAGUCACUUUCCAGCCUUGUUGACUCAUCCCAGAGACAAAAUAAAUAAGGAAGCUGUUUGGUUUUUGUCCAAUAUAACUGCAGGAAAUCAAAGUCAAGUACAAGCUGUGAUCGACCACGGUCUAGUUCCGUUGAUUAUUCAUCACCUAGCUGAAAGUGAAUUUUUAACACAGAAAGAAGCUGCAUGGGCUAUUUCCAAUCUGACAAUCAAUGGAGAUGCAGAACAGGUGAGGUACGUCAUUGAUCAACGUGUUAUUCCUCCAUUGUGUAAAAUGUUGAGUACACGAGAUGUACAGGUGGUUCAAGUCGUCUUGGAUGGGAUCUCAAACAUACUGGCAGCAGCUGGUGAUAAUUUAGAACAAGUGACAACUGCUAUCGAAGAGUGUGGUGGUUUGGAUCUUAUUGAAGCCCUUCAAGAACACCAAAACACAGAUAUUUAUCGUUUGGCUUACGACAUCAUCGAACGCUAUUUUAAUGAAGGGAUGAUUGAAGAUCCCAGUACAGCAUCGGUGGUUGCUGAAGAUGAACACCUGGGUGGUUUUACUAUGGUACCUCAAGUUCCAACUACUUUCCAGUUUGAUACUGAUCAGUGUAACUCUGAUGCAACCGGAGGAUUUGAUUUUUAGUUGCUGUCAUUUGUUACUAUACAACAAACAAUAGUUUGGAAAAAUAAAACAAAUUACACCUAGGUUACUUCCUUCGUACUAUAAUCACAUCAACAUGUACCACAAUUAAUAUUUUUACUUCUGUCUUAUCAUUCGUAGUUACCUUAUACUGGACAUUAACUAUGGCUCAAAUUACUAUUUUGAUAUGCUCCGACCUUCAACAGAAUUCCGCUUGUUUUAUUACUUCAUAUGGCUUUAUUCUCCUCUCAAUGCAAAUUAAAUUAUUCGCAAAAGGUCUCUUACACUCAUAUUUUCAUAAAUCCUUAUCUUUGGUAGUCUCUCAGCUAUCCUAGUUGAUUGGUUGACACCGAUAAAACAACCGCCCCUCUCUAUUUUGCAUUUACUGAAAGCCGUUCAUGCGGUUGUGGUUCUACUAUUUCAUUCCUUCGAGUUAUCUCAUCUGUUAAGAACGUAAUCUUUACACUCCGUCGAAUCACCAGUUUUAACGUUUCUCUCAGUUUAAACACCUCAAAUUUUGCUCCAAGGUUUCUCCCCGUCUGUCGCGUUGCUAAUUCUUAAGAAGUUUCCUUAGAUCCAUUUUUGUAUGUCUGUAUAAAGCUUUAUGAUUGCCUUGGCUGUUUGCCUAUUCCUAUUUGUUAAUUUAUUUGUUUAUGAGUGUUUGAUUUUAUCUCAUCUACUUUUUUGUUCGCGCUAGCAUGUCUUCCUAGUUUUUUUCAUUUUGGGUCAGCUCAGUACCAUAUAACCUGGUGAUUUGGGCUGACCUUCCAGUCAAUUUUGCCUUCAGUCUUAUUUUCGUCAAUCAGAUUUCCGAUUUUUCCUGGUGUGAUUGUAUAACUUAUUAUUUUGCCUUUGUCUUUCGGUACUCCAGUAUCUAUUUGCCUUUUCUGUGGACUUUUGUUUGUUGAACCACUUUCUUUAGGUCUUCCGCGUCGUUGAUUUUUGAGUUUCUGAAUUUUCAUGGCAUGUCUGUGAUCUUAAAAAAUGCGCAGUGUUUGGUUUCUCUCUACUCUCAAUUUUAAUCACUCUAGUAAUCUCUUAGUCUAGUGAAUUCAUUUUUGGGGUUUCUACCUUGUCUUUCUUACUUCCCUCACCUUUAGAUCUCUUUGUACGUCCAACGAAAUGGUUAUUUCCUCUUUCAAACUGCUGCCUCUCCCUUUGUAUAUACCUUCUAUUUUGUCCCCAAGCCUCAUAAAUCAACUUUCACAACCUUACUUCAUUCCCCUCUUUAUUGGGCGGUUGUGCUUCAGUUUCCACCAUCUGAUUCUUCAGUCCUACUUCUAUUUUCCUUUUGUGGUGCCCAUCUAAGUUAUUGACAUUUUUCCUCAUCAAAAUUUCUUGUUUGUCCAUCAGUCAAUGCAUAGACAACCGCAUCUACACCUCUUUAUGGAUUUGAUGUUUAUUGUUUAAGUUCAUUGUCAGUGGCUUGGGAAUCUAUCGAGAUUACAAAUUAUUCGAUGAUGUUUGCUUUCUGUUCUGUUGAAUAAUUGAUUCAUGAAUACACGUGUGGACUUGUAAACUGCCCUUUAAGAUUUUAUCUAAUGCGUUAUUAGACCAUUGUUAUGGCUUUUGAUUACAUUGCUCAUUUAUCCUUGUUUUGGUUCAGUCACAGUUUACCUACAUCUUUGGUAAGGUCAGUCAUUUGUUUUAGGUUUUUGGCAGACGUUGAAUUUAGCUGGGUGACGUUAUUCACAGUAAAUUUUGUAGUUUCUCCAAAAUCGAGUGACAAUUUUAUCUGGAUCACCCCUAUUUUCUGAAAUUGCUUGCUUUUCCUCUUAUUGUGCACCUAACAUAGUAUGGUUUUCUCUCCUUGGUUAAUUCUCUGGAGUUUUAUAAAUUUAUUAAAUGCUUGUCCAAAUUACUAGCUUUGUCACCUAUCUAAAGAAGCGAAGUAUAACUUUCACCUCGCAGUGACUAGGGUCCUUCGUGAUGGAGUUUUCUGGAGUGCAUGCCUCCAGAGCUACUUAUUGCAUGUGGGAGGCGAUAAGCUUUCAUCGUCAUGCAUCCUUUCUGAUUUUCAAUUACGGUAAGAUAGUGUUUCCGCAGUAGAAUUUUAUCCUCAGAUUUUGUGCUGACACUGGCAUAAUCAUCCAUUCAGUAUUACCUGUCACAGUACCUAUUCAAGGUCCGAUUACGACCUGAAAAAAGUAUCUGCCCACCUGAAUAGGUUCGGAGCACAAUGCAAGGAAACCUCUGUUUUGAAUUGAAGAUAAAAACAUCAUAUGCAUAACCAGAGGGUUCAAUCAAGCUUUUGGCUCGAGUUCUUGAGCAGCUUGGUCCCUAUAUAUUUGGU